AUGUGGAAUCCAAACGCCAUAGACAAUCGUCAAAUGGAGAAACGAGUUGUGGUCGGACGGGUUAGACCCACGUGGGCGAGGAACCUGCCAGAGACAAGAGAGGAUGAAGAUAAAACGGAACAGGAAGCUGGAGUGAUGCCUCACAGUGACCCACCAUCACCAUCAGAAACAUGGAACCAGUCUGGGAAACAGGAGGAUAAAUAUGAUGUCUUUGGAAAGGUGAUGUUGCUCGGUGACAGCGGCGUUGGAAAGACCUGUAUGCUCGUCCGCUUCCGGGAUGGAACUUUUCUCGCCGGCAAUUACAUUUCCACCGUUGGAAUCGAUUUCCGGAAUAAAGUAGUAACGGUGGACGGAAUCAAAGUUAAACUCCAGAUUUGGGACACGGCAGGUCAAGAGCGCUUCCGCAGCGUCACACACGCUUACUAUAGAGACGCACACGCUCUCCUUCUGUUAUAUGACGUCACAAAUAAAACCAGCUUCGACAACAUACGAGCCUGGCUCGGUGAGAUACGGGAGUACGCUCAGGACGACGUUGUCAUCAUGUUGCUUGGUAACAAAUCGGAUAGCGGGCUGGAGCGCGCGGUGAGGCGGGAGGAGGGUCAGCGUCUCGCGAGGGAAUAUCAAGUAGCGUUUAUGGAGACUUCCGCCAAAACGGGUCUCAAUGUAGAAGCGGCGUUCUCGCACGUGGCGCGAUCUCUUGUAGCUAAGGCGAACCCCGUAGACACGUCGCGGCUGGCGGUGCGCGCGCAGACUACACAAGAACAUCGCUCGACCUGUCCGCAAUGCACUUAA
Messenger RNA from Danaus chrysippus (African queen), 792 nucleotides. NCBI's taxonomy places the organism in Eukaryota, Metazoa, Arthropoda, Insecta, Lepidoptera, Nymphalidae. The record is from the annotation of a GenBank genome assembly.